Molecule: messenger RNA, 1011 nt
Organism: Penicillium oxalicum
Lineage: Eukaryota; Fungi; Ascomycota; Eurotiomycetes; Eurotiales; Aspergillaceae
Product: putative short chain dehydrogenase/oxidoreductase
Exons: 2
Coding region: 1-1011 (336 amino acids)
Cellular component (GO): intracellular anatomical structure
Molecular function (GO): oxidoreductase activity, acting on NAD(P)H, oxygen as acceptor
Source: RefSeq, a predicted model, not a curated record
AUGCCGUCAAUUCUUCCCCGAACUUACAGAUCACUGAGCUAUAUCCGACCUCUACGUCGAAUGUGGGCUGCUAGAUCAAACCGCAGCUUUGACUCCCCGACCACCAGCAAGAGCUUCACUUCUACCAGCGGCACCUUUGAUCCAUCAAACACCCACGAUCUCUCUGAGAACCACGAUCACAUUCAGUCUAGUCUCCCCCUCAAAAAUAUCUUACGCAAUGCAAGACGGUUCCACGAUUUCGACAUGGAAGGCCGUGUCUAUGCAAUUACCGGCGGUGGCCGGGGUCUGGGUCUCUCAAUGGGCGAGGCAUUGACCGAGGCUGGCGCAAAAGUGUAUGCCCUCGACCGGCUGGAAAGUCCACACCCGGACUUCUUAAAAGCCAAAGAGAAGGCAGAAAAAGAGUACGACAGCGCGAUGGAAUACAUCCGAAUCGACGUCCGCGACAACACCCAAGUCCAAAAUACAUUUGCCGCAAUUGCAGCGCAAGAGAAGCGCCUAGACGGACUUGUCGCCGCCGCAGGAAUCAAUCACCUUCAGUCUGCCCUGGAUCAUUCCCAACAAGCUUUGAACGACGUUCUCUCUAUCAAUUACACCGGCGUCUUCAACUCGGCCACCGCUGCGGCUCGUCAAAUGUUCAAUUAUCAGAAAAAGGGGUCCAUUCUUCUGGUGGCCUCGAUGAGUGGUCUCAUCGCCAACAAGGGCAUGACAUCCCCCGUGUAUAAUUCUUCCAAGGCUGCCGUCAUUCAGCUGGCUCGUUCGUUGGCGAUGGAGUGGGGCCGGUACGGGGUUCGAGUGAAUAGUCUUUGUCCGGGACAUAUUCUCACGCCGAUGGUUGAAGAUGUUUUUCGCAAGAAUCCCGGGGCCAGAGCGAUUUGGGAGGCGGAGAAUAUGUUGGGUCGAUUGGCGAUGCCGGAAGAGUUUCGAGGCGCGGCGAUGUUCUGUCUUUCAGAUGCCAGUAGCUUCAUGACGGGAAGUACUCUUGUGAUUGACGGGGGACACACAGCCUGGUAA